UAGUCGCGAAGCAAGGGCGAAGAUUUCCAAGACGACGCGGUCAUGGUCGACCGGCCCGCGCCAGAGAUCUUCUCCGGUCCCGACGAUAUGGCCUUUGUCGAGACACCACGCGAACGACGGUUGAAGCGAUCGAGCACCGUGCCGAGAAAGCCGGAAGGUGGUGGUGGUGGUGGUGGUGGCCUCAUGGGUCUUUUUGGCUCUCUUCGGAAGAAUACCCGUCCAGAAAUGCCUGAACGCCGCAAGUCUCGCUCGCAUCGAGAUGACGAGGUCAGGUACGCGACUGAGACCGAGCGCGAAGAUGUGCGUCGUCCCCGCCGCGAUGACCGGCGGAGACGAUCCGUGCGACCAGACACCGACGUGGAAGGCUUCGUGACCGAUGCAGCUCCGGACUAUCCGGGGUUCAAUACAGAACCCGAAGACGCCGAGGCCAGGAAAGCGGCGCGUCGGGCGAAACGAGCUUCCCGACAUGGUCCGCAUGACCUGCCUCGGGAGGGCGAGGUUCGUGGUAUAGACCAGGAAGAAGAGGAACGGCAACAAAGGCGACGGGAGAAAAUGAAGGCCCGCGAAGCAUAUGAGAGACGAGUCCGAGAGGAUGAAGAGCGAGAAGCUCGACGCCGAGAAGAGAGGAGAGCGGCUCGCCAGGCAGCUUACGAAGAGCGCCGAGCUCGAGAGGAGCAGGAGGCCCGAGAGGCCGAGACCCGCGCUGAGGCCAAGGCGGCAGAACGGCGCGAGCAGCGCCGACGGAUGCGAGAAGAGGAGAGACGCGAUCAGCAGUCUUCUUCUCGCUAUGCGCCGCCUCCUUCCUCGCGGCGCCGUCCUUCCCGCACCGAGGAAAGAGUCAUGGUGGGAAUGCCUCCGGUUGAAGCAUACGAGGCCGAGCGUGAACGCCGUGCCCGCCGUUCCUACGCCGAGGAAAGCGGGCGGACCAGACGCCGCAAAUCAAGAGCACCCCCAGGCGAGCCGCUGGUGGGCUACCCCAUGAUGACUGGUGCGAAAAACAAGACCUCGUCAUGGGUGCACUCCCAAGCCGAUGACCCCCCCGAACCUCCCCCAAUUGUGCCUACCGUCGUGGACAACCCUCUUGCGGACGAGGUGGUCCAGGGCCACACACUUUCUUCGGAUGAAGAAGCCCGGCGGGAGAUGCGGCGGCGAGCCCGCCGUCGAUCCAAAUACCCUGGGAUGACAGACGAGGAGAUUGACGAGUUGCGUGCACGCCGGCGGGAUGCACGCCGCGCAGAGGAACGUGGAGGGAUUAAGAGCAGUUCGGGCAGUGGUGAUUACGAGCGAGACCGUGGCUUGAAGCGCAACGACCGUAAUGAUCGCGAUGAUCGUUACGACCGGUACGACCGCUAUGACCGAUAUGACGAUCGUUAUGCACCACUGCCUAGCUCGGCGAUUAAACGGCCGAGUUGGCUGAAGAAGCUGACGAGUUUCUAAUUUCUGAAGAUGCAUCAACCAGGGCGAGAUGGCGUAUGGGGGGAGUUUAUGACUUAUGUUAGGAUAUGAUAUGCGAUGAUUCCGAUUAUAUGACUGCAAGAAAUACUCUACU
Messenger RNA from Penicilliopsis zonata CBS 506.65, 1549 nucleotides. RefSeq lists its product as hypothetical. Bases 43 to 1437 code for a protein of 464 amino acids. NCBI's taxonomy places the organism in Eukaryota, Fungi, Ascomycota, Eurotiomycetes, Eurotiales, Aspergillaceae. The record is from RefSeq and is a predicted model, not a curated record. The transcript has a single exon.